AUGGCGCAUCAAGGGGGCUUCUUUGUUAACGAAACUUAUGAUUACAUCAUUUGCGGUGGCGGAACCUCCGGCUGUGUAAUUGCUGGUCGAAUUGCAGGUAAUUCUGCUGCAUUGAUUCUCAUUAUUGAGGCCGGGCCUAGCAAUGAUUCAUACCCUGCUACUGCAAUCCCUGCUGCAGUUUCACAGAUACUUGGGACUGAGGCCGACUGGAAUAUCAAGAGUGAGCCCUGCGAAGAGCUUGAAAAUCGUCAGUUGCAUCUUGCGAGGGGAAAGUUUCUCGGUGGAAGCAGCGGUUAUAACGGCACACUGGCUAUUCGCGGGAAUCGACAAGAUUACGAUAAUUGGGGUCUUGAAAGGUGGAGUGGGGAUGAGAUGUUUAAAUACAUGUCAAAGGCCGAAGCAUUUCGCAAUAAGUCAUGGUUCGAUGCCGAGAAAGAUGCACAUGGAUACAAUGGUCCUAUCGUCACAUCUCCCCAUGACCCAGCACCAAUUUCAAAUCUUGUACUUGAAUCAUAUCAAUCAAUGGGAUUGCCCUUGAUUCCAGAUAUGUUUAGUACCGGCAAAAGUGCUCAUGGCUGCGGACAUGCUGUUCGAACAGUCUCCCAAGGCACUCGUACUAUGUCUACAGAUUAUAUCACAAGUUCCACGGAAAAUUCAGCUGGUGCGCUACGUGCUAAUGGUGUCUUCCUGCAAGAUACCACUGGCCAGAAAUCUUUCGUAAAAGCUCGCAAAGAAUUUAUCAUCUCAGCCGGAACAUAUGGAAGUCCAGCAAUCCUUCUCCGAUCUGGAAUCGGUGCUAAACAAGAAGUUGAAAAGCUUGGAAUCCAAAGCCAAGUUGAUCUCCCAGGUGUUGCAAAGAAUCUGAUGGAUCAUUUGGUUGUUCUUUCAUUCUAUGAAGUCCCCAAGCCAACCCUCACCAAUGAUCAUCUCAUUUGGCACCCCAGUGGAAAAGACAAAUCGUUAGCUCAGUAUAAAACCGACAAAACCGGAUUUUUCUCUCAAUUCCCAUUUGGAACUUUUGCAUUUGCUCGUCUAGACUCCAGAUUAGCAGAUUCCCACCUCUGGAACUCCGCUCCCCGCACCAAAGGUCUCGAUCCAAUGGGUCUCUCACCCACCCAGCCCCACGUCGAAUUCUGGAACACAGAAUGCUAUAGUCCAAAAUACAUGUUCAGGGACUUCCCCCCAGAUGGCAAGUACGCGUUUGCAAUGGCUACGGAAUUCUUCGCACCACGAUCAAGAGGUGAAGUCAGUCACAAGUCAAGCGACCCUACGGAAAACCCUAUCGUGAAUCAUCGGUAUCUCGAAGAUCCCUUGGAUAUGCUCGUAUUCAGCGAAGGGUGUCGCAUGGCGAAUGAAAUUGCAAUGAAGGGGGCAGGGACAAAGGAUAUUGUGAUUGGAUCAUGGCCACGUUCUAGAAAUCAUCACACGUUUACUACGCGAGAAGAAUGGGUACCUAUUAUCAGAUCCAAUGCAGAUACAUGCUAUCAUCCAGCCGGAACAUGCAAGAUGGGAAGACCAGACGAUCCUCUGGCUGUACUUGACGAAAAUCUCAAAGUGCGCGGGAUCACCGGUCUUCGCGUCGCAGAUGCAAGCGUGAUGCCCUCUCUCAUCGGAGGACAUCCCCAAAUGCCCGUUUACGGAAUCGCCGAAAAAGCUGCGGAUCUUAUUAUUUCUGAAAAGUGA
Botrytis sinoallii is the source of this 1683-nucleotide messenger RNA. RefSeq lists its product as uncharacterized. Bases 1 to 1683 code for a protein of 560 amino acids. Lineage: Eukaryota; Fungi; Ascomycota; Leotiomycetes; Helotiales; Sclerotiniaceae. The record is from RefSeq and is a predicted model, not a curated record. The transcript is spliced from 8 exons. Gene Ontology annotation, molecular function: oxidoreductase activity, acting on CH-OH group of donors; flavin adenine dinucleotide binding.